This is a messenger RNA of Xylona heveae TC161, 1167 nucleotides long. RefSeq lists its product as hypothetical. Gene Ontology annotation, biological process: nuclear DNA replication; mitotic DNA replication checkpoint signaling; mitotic DNA damage checkpoint signaling. The record is from RefSeq and is a predicted model, not a curated record. Gene Ontology annotation, cellular component: spliceosomal complex; nucleus. The transcript has a single exon. Bases 1 to 1167 code for a protein of 388 amino acids. Gene Ontology annotation, molecular function: nucleic acid binding; zinc ion binding. NCBI's taxonomy places the organism in Eukaryota, Fungi, Ascomycota, Xylonomycetes, Xylonales, Xylonaceae.
AUGACCGACGUUCGUUCUCUGCUCCGCUCGGAGCGCGCUUCGCGCCGUAUCACACACCCCUACGCAACUUACUCAAGCACAGGUACUUUGGUUUGCAUUCUUUGCCAGGUACAGCUCAAAUCCGAUACCCUGUGGGACACACAUCUCCGAUCACGACAACAUGGUACGCAGCUUCAAAGGUUACGCGACAGAACAGCUGGACGAACCGGAGAGGACGCGCCGCCGCCCACUAAGAAGCGGAAGGCAGACGAUGGGGAGAAUGAGGAGGGAAUGAGCUCCGGAGAUGCCAGAGAGACAAGGAAACGAACAAAAUCGGCUGAGCCGACCAAGGGUCUUCCAGCAGGAUUCUUCGAUGCAGGUCAGGAACCUGAAUUGGAGGACGUCAACAUUACGGAAGCCGACGAGUCUGGCCCCGCCGCUCCUGAAGAAACUCUACAAGAUCGGGACGAAGACAAUGCACAGCGUUCAGCAACAAUAACUGAAACUGCAUCGGCCGCCGCCCUUCCAUUAAAUUUCUUUGAUGACCCCUCCGCCGCCCCAUCUGCCCCUUCCGCACCGGUCAAAUCCCAACCUCCGCCAUCAGCACCUACCUUUACAGCUGUCGACGAGGACGAGUGGGCCGCCUUUGAGCGAGACGUCGCUGCGACAGAGGAAGAAGUGCAGACUGUGGUUCCCUCUGUCCGCCCUACAGCAGCAUUCACCGCAGCCGCAACCAUCACCGCCCAGCCCGUUUCUGCUGGCGAAGUUGCUGCCCGCGCUGAGGUAGAGGCCGCAACACGCAAUUCCGUUACACAACGAGAAGCCGAGCUCGAAGCGGAAAAGGAAGAUGCAGCGCGUCGGCUCGAACAAGAAUUCGACGAAAUGGAAGACUUGGAAGAACGCGUCCGACGACUUCGUCGGAAACGCGAGGAGCUUCGCCAUGGCGGUGGCGGCGGCGCUACUGCUGCAAGUGGCACGACGAGUAGUAUGGACCUUGACACUGAAGAUAAUUCCACCUCUGCAGCAGCAGCAUCAUUAGCGCAAGCAGAAGAAGGCAGCAGAAUCAGGACAGGUCCAGGCCCAGUCGUUGAUGGCGGCGGCGGUGGACAAUCAGAGUCCGACUCUGAUGAAGACGAGGAUGACGAUGACGAUGACGAUUGGGACGAAUGGCGACUCCGUGGCGCAUGA